AACAUCUGAUGAACAUGAAAGUUGAGGGUGAAGUAGAAGAGAAGUAUGUGAGGGAUGAUCAGCAAUAUAUGGAGGAGGCUGGAAUGACGAGGACAUUUAAAGAGGAGGACACUCCUACAGAGAUCAGCACAGGACAUGCCAUUGAGAAACCCUCAAAGGAUCAUCUGACUUUAUCUCUAAGCUGUAAAAUGGAAGAUGAGGACAUCAUAAGAGAUUGUGCAGGAGAAAAGACAAUUAGCUCAGCUAUGGAUGGAGGACUUCACAGUGUGGAUAGACCAUCAAAUCCCUCUGACUCUGAGCAACCUGUGAGGGAUGGUGCCGGAAUUCAGGGGGAGGAGACAUUUUCCUGUCCUGAAUGUGGGGAAAGUUUUAACUCUGAAUUAAGUCUUACUGUACAUCAGAGAUCUCAUACCAGUGAGAACCUUCAUUCCUGUUCUGAGUGCGGGAAAUGUUUCCUUCUUAAAUCGGAACUUGUCAUACAUUACAGAUCUCACAUGGACAAGAAGCCAAAUUCCUGCACUGAGUGUGGGAAAUGUUUUACAAAGAAAUCAAGCCUUGUCAUACAUCAGAGAUCUCACAGGGGCGAGAAGCCUUAUUCCUGCCCAGAGUGUGGAAAAUGUUUUACACAGAAAUCAACCCUUGUUCGACAUCAGAGAUCUCACAUGGGGGAGAGGCUGUUUUCCUUCUCCUGCCUUGAGUGCGCAAAAUGUUUUGCACAGAAAUCAGACCUUGUUAGACAUCAGAGAUUGCACACGGAGAAGAAGCCAAAUUCCUGCCCUGAAUGUGGGAAAUGUUUUGCAAAGAAAUUAGGCCUUGUUAGACAUCAGAAAUUGCACAUGGGGCAGAAGCCGUUUUCCUGCCCCGAAUGCCAAAAAUGUUUUUUACAGAAAUCAGACCUUGUUAGACAUCUGAGUUCUCACAUGGGGGAGAAGCAAUAUUCCUGCCCGCAAUGCGGAAAACUCUUUACACAGAAAGCAAGCCUUGUUAGACACCAGCGAUUGCACACGGGGGAGAAGCCACAUUUCUGCCCUGAAUGUGGGAAAUAUUUUACAUGGAAAUCACAAUUUGUUAGACACCAGAGAUCUCACACAGGGGAAAAGCCGUAUUCCUGUCCUGAGUGCGGGAAAUGUUUUUCAGAUAAAUUAGACCUUGUUAGACAUCAAACAACUCACACGGGGGAGAAGCCGCAUUCUUGCCCUGAGUGCGGGAAAUGUUGUUCACGGAAAUCAGACCUUGUUAUUCAUCAGAGAUCUCACACAGGGGAGAAGCCAUAUUCCUGCCCUGAGUGUAAGAAAUGUUAUUCGAGGAAGUCACACCUUAUUAUACAUCAGAGAUCUCACACAGGGGAGAAGCCAUAUUCCUGCCCUGAGUGUAAGAAAUGUUAUUCGAGGAAGUCACACCUUAUUAUACAUCAGAGAUCUCACACGGGGGAGAUGACUUAUUCCUACCCUUAGUGCAAAAACUGUUAUAAAUGGAAAUCAGAUCUUGUUAUAUAUCAGAGAUUUCACAGAUGAGUUGAACAUUCCUGAAUUCAAUUUCCUGAAGGUUGACUUAACUGCUCCUAAGUUCUGAAUGUUAACCCAGUUAACCCCAGAAAUAAAAGAAAAUGUGUGUGUGGUCUCCCCCAAAUUCCAUACCAGACCCAUCAAGUUUGGAGCCCACCCCAAAGCAUGCAGUCUGACAGGCCAAAAAAUGGAAGAACCGCAAAUGUGUAUCCUCCCACUCCUAAACCAUACCCAGCCACAUGCCCUUAAAAUGGGGGACCUCCCUGUUGAGGACAAGGGUCUCUUCACCACAUCUCUGGCCUUGUUGUCAUAGGGUUUGCAGGGGAGACAAAAUCUGAAAACCCCUUUGAACAUAAGUGGGCCAUGAGGGAAGACAAUGCUGAGUGCUGUCAAAUGGAGUCCCGCCCACAGGUGUGAUGUCACAAUUGAAGAUAGUGCUGGAUGCAAGCUCGUACUGGUCCCUUUCAUCAACCCUUGAAACGCGUCCCUGCAUAUGGCACUAACUUCAAGUGUGACAUCAUUCCUGUGGGUGGGACUCUGACAGCACACAACAUUACCUUGCCUAAUGACUGCAGUGUUUCUCCAUCUAGGAUCUGUUGUUAGCCCUGGACAGGGCUGUGCUCUACACUCAGUAUGUAGGGAGGUGCAAUCGACUUUCUCCACUGCAGGUGGCGCUCUUCCGCAGCAGCACUGCAGCUGGAGAGGAAGUCAAGGAGAACACGGUUCCUCUGUGGUGUCCUGGGUCACUGGGAAAGCACCCGAUUGGAUACUGAUGCCCUAUGUGAGUCCAACAGCCAUGGAGAGCAAGUUUGGGGAGGGGACUUUACUGGCCUGCACAGAGUCUUGCCCCUAACCCGAUAGAACGCCUUUGGGAUGAAUUGGAAAGGAGACUGCGAGC
Molecule: messenger RNA, 2403 nt
Organism: Rana temporaria (common frog)
Lineage: Eukaryota; Metazoa; Chordata; Amphibia; Anura; Ranidae
Product: zinc finger protein OZF-like
Exons: 2
Coding region: 9-1454 (481 amino acids)
Source: RefSeq, a predicted model, not a curated record